GUCACCGGGUUUCACAGUAAACGGUUUCAUGCCUUCGUGAGUUGAUUUCACUAUUAAUUACGUCUACGAUCUGGACGUAGAGUAGUAGGAAUGAAGAUAAUUGAAAGCUAGCUGAAGCCGCUACCUAGCCACAACUUAAUUAUUUACGUGAGAUACUGUUUGGGUAAAGAUUCAUCCACUUUGUGAUACCGGUUCAUGUAACGAAAUCACCUAGAAAGAACUAUUAGGAAUCUGAAAAUGUCUUUCACUCGCGAUCGAACGAAGAGUCAAACUUCGCCAUCAUUCAAGACUCCGAUGGCAUUCAAGCCUGACUCCAAGCAUAAACCAUCUCCUUCGCGAAAAGAUUUGUGGAAAGAGGAGUUAGGAUUCGAUGACGAUGAUUCUAGUCCAGAAGCCGGCCAGUCUUCGAGUGACGAUGAGGAAUUGGAACCUGAAGCUGAUCAGCUGUUUAGCAAAGGUUCGUCAGAUGUUGAGUAUCAAGCUCUGCUUGCAGAGGUAAAACAGAAAGACAAACAACGCGAGGAACUUCUUAUGAAUCUUAAGGCCAUGACAGACAAAACUGCCAACUACAAGUCCAAGCUUCAAAAGGCAGAAAACAACAAAAAAUCCCAACUAAAAAUUCUGAAGAAGACUCACGAAUCUCAGUUAGCUAUGAAAGCAGAACUUAUUCACAACUUAGAAGAACUUAUUGAAGAACAAGAAACCAAAAUUUCCGAGCUUGAGAGUCACAUCAAAGGGUCGAUUCCUUCUCAAUCAUUGUACACUGCCAAUACAAAAGCUUCAAGUCUUAGGAAACUGGUUGACUCUAUAAAUGAUCUCCAUGCAGAGAAGAGCAGGAUUCAUGAAACAUGGCUGUCAACGCAGUCAGAACUUGAGACAGUUAAGCAUGAACACAAAGAGAACGUGAGUCGUUUGACAGAAAGCAUUUCAGAGUUGGAGAAAAAGCUCCGCAAAGCCCAGGCUGAAAAUCUCAAGUUGCAAAGCUCAGGAGUGGAAAGUAAUAAACCAAGAGAAAACGACAAACAAGUGUUUUCACUCCAAGAGGAAGUCGCCACUUUGAAAAAGAAGAUUCAGACAUUAGAACAUGAUUUACAGAGCGCUCACAAACUACACACUAAUACACAAAAUAAACUUGAAGAAGAAGCAUUGAAUCUUAGAAAGAAGCUACGAGAUACUGAAGCGAAGUAUAGUAAUCUGGCUGCUACACCGCCGAAGACGCGGACCAUCUCUGUUGUUUCCGAGGAGACCAAAAAACAGCUUGAUCAGAUGAUCGCUCAAAACAAAGAUCUGGAAGAAAUUCUUGCAAAGACGAGAUCAGACUACAACGCUAAGGUAUCCGCUCUUCAAGCUGAUAUAAAGUCUUUAAAAACGAGCAUAACGGAGAGCACAAGAAAUGAGCAAAAAGCUUUGGCCGAUUGUCGAACUUUGCAGGAAGCCGUGAAGCAAAUGAGCUCUCUCGAGUCUGCGGUGAAACGAAAAGACAGCAAAAUAAAGGCGCUUGAAUCAGAGAUCAACAAAUAUAAAGCGGAUAUCGAUCAGCUGGGACAAGAAUUUGAACAACAGACGAAAGACUUUGAAGGGGAAAAAAGACGACUUGUUGCAGAGGAGCGGGCCAAAUGUGGGAGGGAAACCAGCGUUAUGCGCUCAAAGCUGAAAAGCGUUACACAGCAGCUGAUUUUAAUGAAGAACACUUUGGACAAUAUAAAGAGAGAACAUCAAGAUCUAAGGAUAAACUGUUUAAAACUCGGGACUCGAAUUAAACCGGCAAUACGCGAGGUGAUAAAACAAGGCCCCUCAUCCAAUCCUGGUAUCAACCAGCGUGCACUCAAGCUGUUGUUCGAAGAAACACGUGAUCGCGGAGUGGAUUGGAACUACAAUAUCAACGUCUCUGUGAUCGAGAUCUAUAAUGAAAUGAUCCGUGAUCUGCUGGGUGACGAUCCAUCCACAAAACUUGAAGUGAAGCAAGGAAAAGACGGUCUUUUUGUACCUGGUCUCACCGAAAUUCAAGUGAAUAAUGUUGACGAACUGAACGAGGUGUUUGCCAUCGGAAAGACCAACAGGUCUACGGCCAUCACUGACAUGAACGAGCAUUCCUCUCGUUCCCAUGCCCUUCUCUGUGUGACGGUAACCGGUUUCAACAAAACCACAGGACGCAAGACUAUCGGAAAGCUUAACCUGGUGGACUUAGCAGGAAGUGAGAGAGUGUCGAAGAGUGGAUCUGAAGGUGCCCGGAUGAAAGAGGCUCAGAGUAUAAACAAGUCUUUGUCCUCUUUGGGCGAUGUGAUCCACUCGCUCAAAAACAAGAGUUCUCAUGUUCCCUACAGGAAUUCAAAGCUGACGUAUCUCCUUCAAGAAUCUCUGGGAGGAGAUUCCAAAACUCUAAUGGUGGUUCAGGUUUCGCCUGUGGAGAAAAAUGUAGGUGAAACAGUCUGCAGUUUGAAUUUUGCCCAGCGAGUCAGAACAGUGGAGCUUGGUCAAGCCACGAAACGGACCGUGAAAAGUUGAAUUUCGGACCCAAAAUAUUAAUCAAGAAAAACUGUCGAAAUAGCUGGUCUGUUUUCACCAGAAUUAAUUUUUGCAACGUAGUUUUUUAGUUUGCUGCCUCGAAAGAUCGUAGAGGUCUUGUCUCAUAAGUGAUAUAGGACUUAAGUUGUACAUACACGUAGCGCAAAUUUCUUCUAAAAGGUCUUUCCUAAUGUGAACGUUUCAUAAUUAAUGCAUUGUAAUUAUCCAUGUUUGAUAUCUCAAACACUCUUCUUCCGGGCUGUGUCUUUCUAAGUGCCACGCUACACGAAAACAUUUUUUACCGUCACUUUUUACAGUUCUUUGUGAAUUUUAUUCUUCUCCAAUGAACCAGCAAUUGACUUGAGAAAAAAUAAACUUUAAAUCUAAUGAGAAAUAAUAAGAAAGAUCUGUGCAAUUGAGCAGAAACUAAUUUAGAGUACCUCCAUCUUUAACAUAUUUCGAGAUGUUAAAACUUUAAAUGUAAAUAACUUUGAACAUAACUAUGCUUUGAACAAACGAAAAUUUUUUCUAUAAAGCUAUUACAGAAAUGUAUAUUUACUUGAUUUUAAAGAAAUUGUUCAACCCUAUGUGAAUUUUGCAAUUUUGUGAAUUUUUCAUAAGACUUCAUUUGAAAGCUUUUUUCUAUUCAAUGAACAAGAAAAUAUUUUGACACCAUGAAUUCUCGAAUUUGUAGGUAUAUUUUUAUGAUAGCUUUGUAAUUUCUAACGUUCUGUGAUGAAUUUAGCACGACUAUUUGUAAAUGUUUUGAAUCAUUCGACAGUAUGUCAACUAUUUAUAAAUCCAUGAAGUUUUGCACAAUGCAAUAAAGAACAUUACGAUUUUUA
Stylophora pistillata is the source of this 3350-nucleotide messenger RNA. RefSeq lists its product as uncharacterized. Gene Ontology annotation, cellular component: microtubule cytoskeleton. Gene Ontology annotation, biological process: microtubule-based movement. Gene Ontology annotation, molecular function: ATP binding; microtubule binding; microtubule motor activity. NCBI's taxonomy places the organism in Eukaryota, Metazoa, Cnidaria, Anthozoa, Scleractinia, Pocilloporidae. The record is from RefSeq and is a predicted model, not a curated record.